AUGUUUCGCAGAGUAAAUCCCCUCCGGUGCGCGCAGCACCGGUACCGAACCGCGGCCCCCGACCUCUCGUUAGAGGCUAAAAAACGGCCCAAGCGGGGUCAUCCCGCAGCAUUUCGUUUGAAAGAAGAAGGGGACCGGGAGAUUUCCAGUUCCCGGGACAGCCCCCCGGUGCGGCUGAAAAAGCCUCGCAAAGCCCGCACCGCCUUCACCGACCACCAGCUGGCCCAGCUGGAGCGCAGCUUCGAGAGGCAGAAAUACCUGAGCGUGCAGGACAGGAUGGAGUUGGCCGCCUCCCUCAACCUCACCGACACGCAGGUGAAAACGUGGUACCAGAACAGAAGGACCAAAUGGAAAAGGCAGACGGCGGUGGGCCUGGAGCUGCUGGCCGAGGCUGGCAACUACUCAGCCCUGCAGAGGAUGUUCCCCUCGCCCUACUUCUACCCGCAGAGUUUGGUCUCCAACCUGGACCCCGGCGCCGCCCUCUACCUGUACCGCGGACCCAGCGCUCCGCCCCCGGCCCUACAGAGACCUUUGGUGCCCCGCAUCCUCAUCCACGGACUGCAGGGCGGCAGCGAGCCUCCCCCGCCCCUACCCCCGCUGCCCGGCGUUCUGCCCCGGGCCGCGCAGCCCCGGUGA
Molecule: messenger RNA, 636 nt
Organism: Lagopus leucura (white-tailed ptarmigan)
Lineage: Eukaryota; Metazoa; Chordata; Aves; Galliformes; Phasianidae
Gene: BARHL1
Product: BarH like homeobox 1
Exons: 3
Coding region: 1-636 (211 amino acids)
Biological process (GO): regulation of transcription by RNA polymerase II
Cellular component (GO): nucleus
Molecular function (GO): RNA polymerase II transcription regulatory region sequence-specific DNA binding; DNA-binding transcription factor activity, RNA polymerase II-specific
Source: RefSeq, a predicted model, not a curated record